Molecule: messenger RNA, 642 nt
Organism: Paramecium sonneborni
Lineage: Eukaryota; Ciliophora; Oligohymenophorea; Peniculida; Parameciidae
Source: the annotation of a GenBank genome assembly
AUGUCUUUAGGAAUUAAUUUGGAGCGAUAUUAAUUUGAUCGUCGAUUAAAAGACUUACAGGAUAAAAUUUUAAGUUUAAACUAUAGGGCUCCAAAAGAAUAAGUGCCUUAGAUUCAACCAGUAAGUGAACCUUAAUAUUUAAAUAAUCAAUAUUAUCCAUAACCAAUAUAUUACUCUCCUUAACUUUUGUAUGGAUUUUCAAAUAAUUUGAAUACUUAUACACCUUAUUUGUAAUAUUCAAUUGAUAAUAAAUUCCUAAAAAAAGAAAAUGAAGAGAAAAAAAGAGUUAAAGAGUUAGAAAGAAAAUAUGAAAUUUAGAAAGUAGAAGAAAAAUUGGCUUAAAAAUAAGAAUUAAUGAUAGCAAAUUUAAAGAAAGAUAUCUUAGAUUAUAUAGAUCCUUAUAUAUAUGGUAAUUCUAGAAUUUAACAAAAUUUUGUACCAUAAUAAUAAUUUUAAUAAUCUAAUUAAACCCUAACUCAUUAGACAUAAAACCAAGUUCCACUAUACUUAUAAUAUCAUAAUAAUCCGUCAUAAAUAUUUUAAGAUGAUAAUUUGAGCAAUCCUUAAUCUUAUAGAACAAGCUUCUUAUAAGCUGGCUAAAAUUCAUUAAAUUAAUUUGAUCAUAAGUCCACAAUAUUUUGA